Brachypodium distachyon (stiff brome) is the source of this 1151-nucleotide messenger RNA. Its product is annotated as LIM domain-containing protein PLIM2b. Gene Ontology annotation, molecular function: actin filament binding. The transcript has 5 exons. Bases 287 to 904 code for a protein of 205 amino acids. NCBI's taxonomy places the organism in Eukaryota, Viridiplantae, Streptophyta, Magnoliopsida, Poales, Poaceae. The record is from RefSeq and is a predicted model, not a curated record. Gene Ontology annotation, biological process: actin filament bundle assembly. Gene Ontology annotation, cellular component: actin cytoskeleton; plasma membrane.
CGUGAGACGAGACGAGAUGAGCAUUCACCACCCUCCUCUCUCUCUCUCUUCCUAAAUCAAGCCUUCGCUUGACCAGGUCUGUGCGGCGCAGAGCCCGCCCGCGCCCGAUGUUCGCUCCGGAUCCCUCGUCCUCCGGCCCCGUAAACCAUCGGUCCCUUCGCCGCUUUCUUUUCUCUAUUUACCCUAUCCCCCGGCCUGGGAAGAGCGAAGCGAUUGGGAGAGGCCGGCCGGCAACGUCCUACGUGCACACCCAGGCGCGUCGCCGUCGCUGCACGUCACCACCAACAUGUCUUUCACCGGCACGCAGGACAAGUGCUUCGCGUGCGACAAGACGGUCCAUUUCAUCGACCUCCUCACGGCCGAUGGCGUCAUCUACCACAAGACCUGCUUCAAGUGCAGCCACUGCAAAGGGAUCCUCUCGAUGUGCAGCUAUUCUUCCAUGGACGGCGUCCUCUACUGCAAGACGCACUUCGAGCAGCUCUUCAAGGAGACCGGCAGCUUCUCCAAGAAGUUCACUCCGGGUACCAAGUCCGACAGGGGUGAACUGUCAAGGGCCCCAAGCAAGCUAUCUUCUAUCUUCUCUGGUACUCAGGAUAAGUGCACAGCCUGCACGAAAACAGUGUACCCACUUGAAAAGAUGACUUUGGAAGGCGAGGCAUACCACAAGAGCUGCUUCAAGUGCUCCCACGGAGGCUGCAUCCUGACCACCUCCUCCUACGCGGCCCUCAACGGUGUCUUGUACUGCAAGAUCCACUUCGGGCAGCUGUUCAUGGAGAAAGGAAGCUACAGCCACAUGAAGAAGAAGAGCGACUCCCAGGAGGUGUUGCCCGACGUGACCGCCGAAGAGCAACCGGCACCGGCAGCGGCACCGGCGGCGGAAGACGAGACUAGUGAGGACAAGUAGGAGAAACACGAAUUAACCAUAUAUACACAGCACAGCCUGGAGUUCCUCUUUGUUAUUUUUGCACCCCGCGCUCGCUUCUUUAUUCCCUCCUAUUUCCUUUUUGGUUCUUCCCCCUGUGAGCUUGGUCUGUCAAGCUGUAAGUACUGUACUAAUACCUCCGUUCCAUAUGAGACUCAUGACAAUGACAACUGUAACACGCAACUGCUAAGCCUCAUGGAAGAAACUGUAAUUUUGUAAGCAAAGACAA